Capsicum annuum is the source of this 555-nucleotide messenger RNA. RefSeq names its product probable pectinesterase/pectinesterase inhibitor 46. The record is from RefSeq and is a predicted model, not a curated record. The transcript has 2 exons. Gene Ontology annotation, biological process: cell wall modification. Bases 1 to 555 code for a protein of 184 amino acids. Lineage: Eukaryota; Viridiplantae; Streptophyta; Magnoliopsida; Solanales; Solanaceae. Gene Ontology annotation, molecular function: pectinesterase inhibitor activity; pectinesterase activity.
AUGUCGAAAGUUAUACGGGCAGAUGAACGCGUAACGAAAGGAGAAUGCAACGUUUCCGGCACUGUUGAUUUUAUCAGUGGCAGUGGACGAGUCAUUUUUCAGAAUAGUUUUGUUAAAGCAAGAUCACCCAUGGAAGGGCAAGGAAUCAGGAUACUUGCCCCAGGUGCAGAUCAGAAUACUCCGAAUCCAGGGCUAGUUCUUCAGAAUUGUGAAUUAUUCCCUGUAUCAGGUUUUAAUAGGACAGAAUUUUCUGGUGUCCUAGGCUGGCCAUGGAAAAAUCAGGGGAAGGGAGUAAGCCUGUCGAGUUAUAUAAGUGGUUUUACUGACCCGCAAGGCUGGGCUCCGCACCCGAAAGUGACGGACAUAUAUAUGGCGGAGUAUAAUAAUAGAGGACCAGGGUUAGAUACCAAAGACAGAGUAAAAUGGUCGAAAGUGAUUGAUAAAGAAGAAACGUUCAAGUUUACUGUGUACAACUUUCUGCAAGGUGAUAAAUGGAUCUCGAAAAUAAUCUCUCACUAUCUAGAUCAUCUUGAUGACUCCGAGGAUUCUGCUUAG